Molecule: messenger RNA, 977 nt
Organism: Ictalurus punctatus (channel catfish)
Lineage: Eukaryota; Metazoa; Chordata; Actinopteri; Siluriformes; Ictaluridae
Gene: anapc10
Product: anaphase promoting complex subunit 10
Exons: 6
Coding region: 199-756 (185 amino acids)
Biological process (GO): protein K11-linked ubiquitination; anaphase-promoting complex-dependent catabolic process
Cellular component (GO): anaphase-promoting complex
Source: RefSeq, a predicted model, not a curated record
CGCCUCUUACCGCGGUGACGUCAUCAGAGUGCGCGGAAGCGGGGAAAGAAGGCUAAUUCGAAAUAGCGACGAAAUAAAACUCGGAAGAUGUUCAGUGUAUCGAAUUAAAUCGAGGAAAAAAAGAAACAACACUAGUGCAUGCAGACCUCCUGAUGCACUUCAUGUUUUAAUCAUACAGUGUUUGUGAUUCCAGAAAAGAUGGCAGCUGCUACUAAAACCCCUCCCGGCGCUGACCCCAAGCAGCUGGAGCGCACCGGGACAGUCCGUGAGAUCGGCUCUCAGGCCGUGUGGUCUCUGUCUUCCUGCAAACCUGGGUUUGGAGUGGACCAGCUGAGGGACGAUAAUCUGGAGACGUACUGGCAGUCAGACGGCUCUCAGCCUCACCUCGUCAACAUCCAGUUCAGGAGGAAGACUACAGUGAAGAUGCUCUGCAUUUACGCCGAUUAUAAAUCGGACGAGAGCUACACUCCCAGCAAGAUCUCAGUUCGAGUCGGGAACAACUUCCACAACUUGCUGGAGAUCCGGCAGUUGGAGAUGGUGGAGCCGAGCGGUUGGAUCCACAUUCCCCUCCUGGACCUGGUAAACAACCCCAUCAGGACGUUCAUGAUCCAGAUCGCGGUUCUGGCCAACCACCAGAACGGCCGUGACACGCACAUGCGCCAGAUUAAAGUGUACACACCCGUGGAGGAGAGCUCCAUCGGUAAAUUCCCACGAUGCACCACUGUCGACUUCAUGAUGUACCGCACCAUCAGGUGACCGCGUCCGAUCUCCAUCCGAACAACAAGCCGCGACACUUCGCGCCGAUACCUGCGUCAUCACCCCGACUGUUCUCAUUAAACGGGGAUUUGAAAUAAGAAAAACAAUUAACCCAGACUUUUGUGUUAACCUGAAACGUCUUUGCUGUGACGUGUUUUCUGAAUGUUUGCUGUACAGAUAAUAAAGUUGUUUUUUGUUUCUAUAAAAAAAAUACAAAAUUU